CAGCAAGAGAAAAGAGCUACAGAGAUCUACAACAAAAAGUAAGUACUCUGAUAGCGGGCAGCAGGAGUAGGACCCUUUUUGCACCACUUAUUUUCAUCACGUUGUAGGAGGCAAAAAUUUUCCAAGAACAAUUUUCGGACUCUUUAUUUGCGCUGUUUCAUGCCCAUAGUUAUAGUAAAGCAACUAGCAUCAUCCACAUCUUCACGUUCAUACGACCACUGUAAAAGAAAACGAUGUCAAACCCCUUCGGUGCUGCCUUGGCGCCAUUUGGCGCUCUGGAACUCUGCGAGAUCGACGAAAAGACUCUACUGCCUUGUGGUCUCUAUGACGAGGAAGAACAUCUUCUUGCUUCUCCGACAAGCACCUCAUCUGCCGUACAAUUCCAAGGCCUCGAAUUGUACCUGCAGAACCUUGUACCCGAUUACGUGCCUGUAACGAAAGCGAAACUCACGACGCAUAGGUUUUUGCUGCAAAGUCCGGCACUACAGUCAGUUGCUGCGCAAAGGGGAGUAGGAGUGGCGGUAGGAAGUCCUUGGUUCCAGCUACGUUUAGACCAGGUGAUCGAAGUUGCAGCGCAAGGUUCAGGCUUAUUCCGGAAUCAACGUGUUCUAGUAGCGAUUCAAAGAAAAAAUGGCGAAAAAUCCGCCAUUCUAUUUCGCCUUUCUGCUUCAAAAGAAGCCACGCAACAACUACUGUCUACUUUGAAACACGUCGCCUUGGUCGAGAAGCCGUUCGCACUUCGGAAUCCAGAGUAUCGGAAAAAGGUGAUCGUUGGAGGCAUAACAGCGAUUUUAGAACGGUCUAAACAGCAGUUGCAGCAAGACAAAGAGCACGUUGACGAAGGUCUGCAGGAUUUGCAGAGUCUGAAAAAGAAUGCAGAAGUGCUGGUAAAACUAGCCCAACGUGUGAGCGAUCGGUCAGGCGUUGGGGAGGGCGAUGAGGAUAGUGCAGCGAUUAAGAAACUGCUACGAGACUACGGCUUCCUGGGUGCUGGUGCAGGAGGCACUGCUCCAUCUGCUUCAGCUUCAUGUCUUUUCGACCCUCCAUCACGAAAUAUCAGCGACACUCCUGCCGUCAAAGGACCCAACAAAUACGACUUAGCCAGUAUGAUCCCCGAUAAAACGCCUCAAGCCGUCGCCUCUAUUUGCGAACGAGCCUUGUCAAAAACCGGAGUUGACCAAAUUCUUAUACACGACCUCUAUUGUAUCUACAACCGCUUACGCGGGACAGAUCCAGUUUCGCCAGCUGAGUUUCGGAAGCUCUGUGAAGAACAGAUGACGACGGGGGCUACAGGAGCGAAGUCCUCUUCUAGUUCUACAACAACAACAACAACAACAACAACAACAACAACAUCAUCUCUAGCAGUGCGCAAGCUUGCUGGCGCCACCGUUGUGGAACUGCUGAGGGAUUCGGCUGGAGGAGCUGGCGGAGUUUCACAACGAGAAGACAAAGAGGCAGCGGCGGUGGCGGCAUUGUUCACCACUUACACGGGGAAUUCUGCUCCACCUUCAGGUGCGACGGGUUCCGAUAGUACUUCUAGGAGCAACCAAUCGUGUCUAUCCGCGGCUGAUGUGGCUCGUUUGUGGAAUAUUUCUGUGGGCUUAGCUUUUUUGAAGCUAAAGAUGGCAGAAACAAAAGGACAUAUUUGUCGUGAUGAUACUGUUGAAGGUUUGUAUUUUUACCCGAAUCGCUUUCUGGAAGUGUAAUGUCGCGCCAUUGAAUUCAUUGACUUUUUGAAGAUUACACUACUAUUCCCUCUCAUUUCGCUCCACACUCAUAUUCUUUGUGAGUCCUCAUAGGCAAG
Amoebophrya sp. A25 is the source of this 1804-nucleotide messenger RNA. NCBI's taxonomy places the organism in Eukaryota, Dinophyceae, Syndiniales, Amoebophryaceae. The record is from the annotation of a GenBank genome assembly.